Molecule: messenger RNA, 1062 nt
Organism: Didymodactylos carnosus
Lineage: Eukaryota; Metazoa; Rotifera; Eurotatoria; Philodinida; Philodinidae
Source: the annotation of a GenBank genome assembly
AGAAUUUCACGACGCUUUUGUUAAAAAAAGAAUUUGUUCUAGGGGACCUAAGGAACAGGAGUUAAAGGAAAAAUACCGAGACCGGAUUCACGGUUAAUUUUUCUUUUUUGUGAAGCACAUUUCUAAGUCUAUAAGUUUCUUACUAGAUGAGCUAACGGGGUCAAUCAAUCGUCAUUUUGUAGAGCGUUUUUUACUGCAUCUUUUCUUCAUAGAGACAAAUUUACAACCACUUGUUUCACUAUAGAAAAAUGUAUUAUUCAAACCGAGUCAGGACUUCUGGCCCACCCUUUAUCUUGUUUAAUUGACUUAGUAGACAAAAGCAUCGAAGUUUUCUUUUUCUUAUUAGACUCAGUUAACAGUGAUCCAUUAUUAGCAGCACAUUUCCCACGAAUAACAGUUUCACCUACAUUACCAAUAACGAGUUUGGCAAAUACAGCCUCAUCUAACACAAUAUCAAGUAUUAUUGAUGCUAACGAUAAUAAUUAUAAUGUGACAACAACAGUAAUACCGGAAAAUGCAACGUUUAACGACAUUUCUUCAUUGAUUGUACAUUACGGAAAACCAACAAGACAAAUAUAUGAUAUGCUUAUCAAACAAAAUGAUGUUAUUGAACAAAUUAAUAAAAAAUUAGAUUCUAUUAGACGUGAACAAACAAAUUUACGGCGUUUAGUUGCUGCUAUUGUUGCUGAACCAGUAAACAAUCUAUGUAAUCCAACUGUUGUUGAUGCUGAUGGUUUUAGUCCAUUGAAUAUACCGAAAUCAGCAACUUUAAAUGGUUAUGCAAUUAAAGUUGCAAAAAAAUUUUUUACACAUGCUGAAUUACUUACUGCCUGUUUGGAAGAUUAUCAUGGUGAAGAGCAGUUAAUACCAUUAAAAAAAGAAAAAAUAGAUAAAUUAAAACAUAACGAAUUUGAUGAAUAUUGGUUGAUGGCAGGUAGACGUAAAUUAACCCAAUUUCUAUAUGAUUAUCGAUAUAAAAGUGAAAUAGAUAUUCAAAUGCAAAAUAAAGAGAAAAAUAGUCGACAAUCAAAACAACAACGGCAACCCACACCCGCAAAUUGA